Humulus lupulus (European hop) is the source of this 1818-nucleotide messenger RNA. Its product is annotated as protein DETOXIFICATION 29-like. Gene Ontology annotation, biological process: xenobiotic detoxification by transmembrane export across the plasma membrane. Lineage: Eukaryota; Viridiplantae; Streptophyta; Magnoliopsida; Rosales; Cannabaceae. The transcript is spliced from 8 exons. Gene Ontology annotation, molecular function: xenobiotic transmembrane transporter activity; antiporter activity. The record is from RefSeq and is a predicted model, not a curated record. Gene Ontology annotation, cellular component: vacuolar membrane. The coding region runs from base 139 to 1689 and encodes 516 amino acids.
GAGGUUUCGGGUUUUAAUUCAUUCAAUUAAAACAUUUAUAUAAAUCUAUAUAUCAUAUACAGACCCAAUCGGCCAAUCGAAACGAGAGGUCAAGCGCUUUCUGUCUCUCUCUCUCAUCAGACACUUGGGCUGCCAUUAAUGGAGGAGAACAAGCAGCCACUACUCUCCUCCUUCGGAGAAACAGAAGCAGAAGAAGAAAACCAGAACACCCACUUGCAGACUCUCCUCGCCACAACCUCAAAUCACUCCUUCACCGCCGACGCAGACGAUAUCCACCCCAUAAACACCGCCAGAGACUUUUUCAAAGAGUUCAGAAAUGAAUCCAAGAAGCUCUGGUUCUUAGCCGGCCCGGCCAUAUUCACCUCCAUAUGCCAAUACUCCCUCGGCGCCGUCACUCAAGUAUUCGCCGGCCAUGUCAGCACUAUCGCCCUCGCCGCCGUCUCCGUCGAGAACUCUGUCAUCGCCGGCUUCUCCUUCGGAAUUAUGCUUGGAAUGGGGAGCGCACUGGAGACCCUAUGCGGGCAAGCAUUCGGGGCUGGUCAGCACGAUAUGUUGGGGAUAUAUAUGCAAAGAUCUUGGGUGAUCCUCAACGCAACAGGGGCAAUCCUCUGUUUUCUAUACAUAUUCGCUCGGCAACUGUUGAAGCUGAUCGGUCAGACCACGGAGAUAUCCGAGGCUGCUGGGUUGUUCGCCAUUUGGAUGAUUCCUCAGCUAUUCGCUUACGCCAUGAACUUUCCCAUAGCUAAGUUCUUACAGGCGCAGAGUAAGAUGAUGGUCAUGGCUGCCAUAUCGUUAGUUGCUCUGGUUUUGCACACGUUUUUUAGCUGGCUACUGAUUCUCAAGCUGGGGUGGGGCAUGGCCGGCGCCGCUGUGGUCCUCAACGUCUCGUGGUGGUUCAUAGUGGUAGCUCAGCUGGCUUAUAUUUUUAGUGGGACUUGUGGUCGAGCUUGGUCUGGUUUUUCUUGGAAGGCUUUUCAGAACCUUUGGGGCUUUGUUAGGUUAUCACUUGCAUCAGCUGUCAUGCUCUGUUUGGAAGUUUGGUACUUCAUGGCACUUAUUCUUUUUGCUGGAUAUCUUAAGAAUGCAAAAGUUUCCGUGGACGCCCUUUCCAUAUGCAUGAACAUAUUGGGAUGGACAGUGAUGGUAGCGUUUGGCAUGAAUGCAGCAAUAAGUGUGAGAGUAUCAAACGAGCUAGGCGCAGCUCAUCCAAGAACAGCGAAAUUCUCACUAGUGGUGGCAGUGAUAAGCUCCUUCUUUAUUGGUUUCGUUUUGUCAGUUAUCUUGAUCAUCACACGCAAUGAUUAUCCAACGCUAUUUUCAGACGACUCAGACGUAGAUACUCUUGUUAAGGAGCUCACUCCCCUCCUCGCCAUUUGCAUCCUCAUCAAUAAUAUUCAACCUGUUUUGUCUGGGGUUGCAAUUGGAGCUGGAUGGCAAGCUGUAGUGGCAUAUGUGAACAUUGUUUGUUAUUAUGUAUUUGGAGUCCCAUUGGGUCUUGUAAUGGGCUAUAAACUCGACAUGGGUGUUAGGGGGAUUUGGUACGGUAUGUUGUCAGGGACAGUGGUACAGACGUGUGUUCUUUUCGUGAUGGUGUACAAAACUAAUUGGAACAAAGAGGCAUCUGUAGCUGAAGACAGAAUCAGAAAAUGGGGAGGGCCAGCUUCGGAAGAAGACGACGUGGAAAAAUGAGCAGUAAACUUUUGUUAAAGGAUAUAAAUUAUUAAUUUGUUAUCCAUAAUUGCAUGUAUCAUUGAAAGUUGCAACUUUUUGUCAUUAAUUGUCAUUUCUCUCUAAUUCCUUUUCCGUUUUUACUUUUUA